This is a messenger RNA of Culex pipiens pallens (northern house mosquito), 3581 nucleotides long. It is a transcript of the gene TkR86C, whose product is annotated as tachykinin-like peptides receptor 86C. Gene Ontology annotation, cellular component: plasma membrane. Gene Ontology annotation, molecular function: tachykinin receptor activity. The transcript has 10 exons. Gene Ontology annotation, biological process: G protein-coupled receptor signaling pathway. The coding region runs from base 793 to 2511 and encodes 572 amino acids. The record is from RefSeq and is a predicted model, not a curated record. Lineage: Eukaryota; Metazoa; Arthropoda; Insecta; Diptera; Culicidae.
GAAAAAAAAAAUACUAAAGUGACGGUUUUCUCACUCUGGGAAUAACAUGAGUGCUGUUGGUGGCGGCACCCAUUUCAUUGUGGAUGCAAAUUGGCUGGAUGGUUGUGCGCGUUGUACUGGAAAACACAAGUGCCAGAGAGUGCAAAUGAAGAAUAAUGGUUCCGCAAUAUUGAAGCUGUAAAUAGCGAUGAGGUUGAGAUGUUUGGAAUAGUUUACUGAACUGCAAAGGGCUUAUCGGAAUCGCUCCAAGUGCAAGGCCAUGGAUCGUCCUGGUUCACCAACAGUCAUUUAGCUGUGUGUAUGUGUGUGUAAGCGUGAGCAUUUGUGUGUUGUUCCUGAAUACAACACACUCGAGCUGUGGCUUUGUCGCUGUAAGUGGAUCUACACACGAGGAAAAAAAAAUCUGCUACCAUUUCCUGUCCUCGCAGUCGAUACCCUGAGAGACUGUGCGAGGAAGAAAAAUCAACCGGCUUGAAUCAAUCAUACUUCAGCGUCGCUGGUUCCACCGGAAAUCAGUAGCCAGGACCUCCGUUCGUCUCUGGUGGAAAUAUAUUGUUGUGUAUGUGAGAGUGUUUGUGUAUUUAUAGCUGCCAAUCUGGUAGUCAUCUAUCCAUUCUAUUGUUGGCACUCCUGGGAGAAACACCGAUUGUCAACAAGUGGCCGGAAAAAUAAACAGAAGAAACAAGAUUUGCCACGUUAUUUCUACAUGUGUUGGUGUGUAACAGUGUGACCGGUGAAAGCCGGAAGUGAUUAGUUUGAGGAGAAAAAAAUAGUGUAAUUCAGUCAAGCACGAUGAGUGAUACAGUUGAGCUGGAACGGUUGGUCAACUGUACCCAGGCCACGAUCCUGCGAUAUCCGUGGUCCACGGAGUACAAUUCUUCCGUAAUUGGCGAGUUCAACCGGACCGAGAUACUGGACGUGCUGGGCGAAAUGAUCACGCUUGGCCGGAGUCAUGUUCCACGUGAGGACGAACCGGUUACGUUGAGGGAAUUCAUCACCGAGUGUUUGUUCCCGACGACCAAGAGCCCGUACGAACUUCCCUGGCAGCAAAAGAUGGCCUGGGGCGUGGUGUUCGGAGCGAUGCUGCUCGUGGCCAUCACCGGCAACUGCAUCGUCCUGUGGAUUGUGCUCGCUCACCGCCGGAUGCGCACCGUCACGAACUACUUCCUGCUGAAUCUGAGCGUGGCCGACCUGCUGAUGUCGUCGCUCAACUGUUCGUUCAACUUUAUCUUCAUGCUCAACUCGGACUGGCCGUUCGGGGCCGUCUACUGCACCAUCAACAACUUUAUGGCCAACAUGUCGGUGGCGUCGUCCGUCUUCACGCUGGUCGCCAUCUCGCUCGAUCGCUAUAUUGCCAUCGUGCACCCACUGCGGCAUCGGACGUCCCGGAAGAAGGCGCGCCUUUUCCUGCUCAUCAUCUGGGCCCUCAGCUGCGUCCUGGCCGCGCCCUGCCUCAUGUACUCGACUGUGAUGACGAAACGGUACCACAACGGAAGAACGAGAACCGUUUGUUACAUGCUGUGGCCGGACGGACGCUACCCAACCUCGAUGGCCGAUUACAUCUACAACCUGGUAUUCUUGAUCCUUACCUACGGCAUCCCGAUGCUGAUCAUGAUCGUGUGCUACUCACUAAUGGGUCGUGAGCUGUGGGGAAGCCGCUCAAUUGGUGAGCACACUGAACGUCAGCUCGAAUCGAUGAAGUCUAAAAAGAAGGUUGUGCGCAUGUUCAUCAUCGUGGUGACCAUCUUCGCCAUCUGCUGGCUGCCCUAUCACCUGUUCUUCGUGUACGCGUACCACAACAACCAGAUGACGUCGUCCAGCUACGUGCAGCAGCUGUACCUGGGCUUCUACUGGCUGGCCAUGUCGAACGCGAUGGUCAACCCAAUCAUCUACUACUGGAUGAACAGCAGGUUCCGGGUGUACUUCCAGGAAAUUAUCUGCUUCUGCUGUCUGCAGUUCCUCAACUCCCGCAUGAAGGACGGGAUGCCCCCAGGAGUGCUCCUGAACAGAAACUCCAACUCCGAGCUUGGCCGGUAUCGGUCCUACCGUCAACGUUCGCUGUCGGUCCGGUGGCGGCCACAGUUCCACAGCACUGAGGAGUACCGGAUGCGGUUGGCCGCACCCCAGCGGAACCACCACCUGUCCAACAGCCACGGGCCGUGCCACCGCACUGUCAGCGUGGUCAACGUGCUGGAAAACAACGGCAAAGCGGCCGGGCUGGACCACUUGAGUGCGGUGGCCGUUGCGGUUGGUGGCGGUGGAAUCGAUCCUAAAUCGACGGCGGCCACCGAUAUUGGCAGCGAACUGCAGGCGCUGAACUUCCUGCCGAGGAGUCACAAUCACAACAAUCAGUUCUACCACUCGCACGCCACGUCACAUCACUCGUCACACUCGCAGGACUCGCACGUGAGCAGUGGCGGGGGUGGGGUAGGGGUUGGAGGGAAAUUUGGCAGCAGCGGCCACGUGGCCAAGGACGGCUCGUCAAGCAGCCACAGCCAGGAGUACUCUUGACACCCGCAGUACGACUAAGUAAAGCUUGAGUCCUCGGCGGUUUGAGGGUGCUUGCAGGAGGAAGGCUCGAGAAAGAGCUUGACAAAGAGGGUGCUUUUAGUCCGUAAGUUGUAGAAGGUAGAGAUUUAGGAUUAACUAGAAAGUAUUUGGUGCAGGAUAAGGUUGUACAAACGCAAACUGUGAAUAUUUAUCCAUCCUUAGUUAAUGGUAAAGUAAGUUUUUGAUGCUGUCUUUAAGGUUUGUGAAAUGAAAGCUGUAAUGAAAAGACACCGUGAUAUAAUGUUUUUUUUUUGUUUUAGCAAAAUUACAAUUAACAACAAAUAUAUUGGUAAUUCUCUACCAUCAUCUCACACAAAAUCGGAAAAAGUUGCCCCGACCCCUCUUCGAUUUGCCUGGGUACGACCCCUUUAAUUUUUGAACAUUCAAAAAAAUACAUUUUUUCCAAUAAUUUGCAGCCAAAAAAGGUCAAAGGGACUUUUAUGUUAGAUUGGACCCCGACUUUAUGGCGUCUGUAACAAUUUUUGGAACCUGUCAUUUUUAAUGGGAACUAUACGUUUAGAUCUCGUGGCGUCUCGUGGCGCAGGGGUAGCGGCUUCGGCUGCCGAUCCCGAUGAUGCUAUGAGACGCAGGUUCGCUUCCCGCCUUAUCCACUGAGCUUCUAUCGGAUGGUGAAGUAAAACGUCGGUCCCGGUUUCUCCUGUCUCGUCAGAGGCGCUGGAGCAGAAAUCCCACGUUAGAGGAAGGCCAUGCCCCGGGGGGCGUAGUGCCAAUAGUUUCGUUUUUUUACGUUUAGAUCACUUUUUUAUUUAGAACAUAUUUUUUAGUUUUCAAAUUUCGUGUUUUUUUUAGAGUGUAACAAUGUUCUACGAAGUUGUAGAGCAUACAAUUACAAAAAAUGUUGUAUAAAGAUAAGAGGUUUGCUUGUAAUCAUCACGAGUUAUCGCGAUUUUACGAAAAAAAGUUGGUUGUGUCGAUCAUGGUCGUUCAUCAUCCCGAGCAUGGGUAAAUAACAAGGGAAAUGCGCAAUAAUACCUUUCUCUGGUAUCAAUACCAAAUUUUGGUAUUCCUGG